CGGAAGGGAGGCAGUGGCUCCUGAAACCUGGCGUGCACAUACACACACAGAGGCAGAAAGAUGACAGCCGGUGUGUGUGUGUUUUUUGCGCUUAUAGCCUCACAUGUGAUGCUCCAUCCCGCAACGGCAAAAUCGGCCAAUUUAAGAGUGAUCACAGAUGAAAACUGGGAGGAAAUCCUUACGGGGGAAUGGAUGAUCGAGUUUUUUGCUCCAUGGUGCCCAGCCUGCCAGCAGCUGCAGACCGCGUGGAAUGAGUUUGCAGAAUGGGGUGAAGAUAUCGGAGUCAACAUUGCCAAAGUUGACGUCACAGAGCAACCAGGUUUGAGCGGGAGGUUUAUCAUCACAGCUCUUCCAACUAUUUAUCACUGUAAGGACGGCGUGUUUCGGCGAUAUCAAGGAGCCCGAUCUAAAGAUGACUUCCUGAGCUUCCUUGAUGAGAAGAAAUGGGAGAGUAUAGAGCCGGUCUCCUCCUGGUUUGGUCCCUCAUCCAUCCUGAUGAGUGCAAUGUCAGCCCUUUUCAAGUUAUCCAUGUUUAUCAGGCAUUGCCAUAAUUACUUAACGGAGCAACUAGGGGUCCCAGUUUGGGGUUCAUAUGGAAUAUUUGCUCUGGCAACACUUUUCUCAGGGUUGGCCCUUGGAUUGGUGCUGGUUUUCGUAGCGGAUUUUGUGUUCCCGUCACGGCGGUUUUCACCAGAUUAUUACCACAGGAAACAACCUACUGGGCAUGUCCGUCUGCAGCAGUCAGAAGAUGAGCAGGAAGCAGAUGGAGAGGAAGAGGACGAUGAAGAUGAAUAUGGAGAUAAGGCUGAAGUGUGGAAGCGAAUGGACGGAGCUGAUGCUCUUAGGAGAAGAGGAGUGGGGGUGACAGAGGAGGACACCUAGAACACUUAUAGUGGAACUGCUUCUAUUACUGUGCACAGAACUAUCACACAAACCACAUCGCAAUGGCAAUGGCUACAUGUGCUGCCAUAGCAUUACUCUUUGAGCUUCAUGAUGUCACAUGUGAGAUCAUAGCUCCCUCUCAAACAUUCAGUCACUUCCGACUGAAAAACUGACGUGGUUAGAAUCUUUCUCACUUCUGGCGCUGGUUUGUGUGUGUUUUUCCCAUCUCACAUUAUUAUUACACUCCUUUCUAUGCAGAAUGUCCGGAAUGUGUGAGCUAAAAAAUAAAAGGAUCUUUAAGGAAUUUCUUAAAUUACAGUUGCAAUAUUCCCCAUACGUCUACCGAGCAAUUAACCAAGAUCAAACAACAACAACAUCACUGUGACUCUGCAGUUCAGCUGCAAAUGCAGCAUUUUGGAAUUUGAAUGGUUUUGUGAUAAUUUGUGAAUAUUUUAGUAGUUCAGCUUUUUGAAUGCUUGUUUUACAAAGCUUGAAUUCUAUUUACUAUUGUUUUAACAGUUUCUUCCUCUGAGUUUGACUUUAUACCGUUUGAAUUUGGUUUUCAUUGUAGCGGUUUUGAAAAACAAAAAAAGUCUGAAUUAACACCUGUUUAAUACUGUAUAUGUGCGUGUAGAUGAUCUUAUAGUUUUACACUUAAGAAAUUGUGCUGGCAGGGAGUUCCGUUCAUUUUAACUUCCACGUUCAUAAUUUUGCAUAUGUCACAGUCAUAUGUGGAAGUAUUUGAGUGUAUUAUGUUACAUUUUGCCCAUUUCUUUUUGAAAAAUGUCUUCCAAUAUUUUAUCUUCUUAUAUUUUCAGACUUUAACUUGCAGUCAUUUCUAAAUCCUCAUGAUUUUUGCUUUUUGACCCUUAUCUAACCUAGACUAAUCCUCUAGAAUUCAAUAUGUGUUGCUCAGUUGUUUACAGCAACAGAUGCUGGAGUGUGAAUGUCUGCACCUACAACUCUUUUGCUUCAAGUGUGUGGGAUGUUUUUGGAUUUGCAAUGGUGUGAAUCAGGACUGUUAAUAAACAGUUUGAAGCUGC
Molecule: messenger RNA, 1925 nt
Organism: Triplophysa dalaica
Lineage: Eukaryota; Metazoa; Chordata; Actinopteri; Cypriniformes; Nemacheilidae
Gene: tmx1
Product: thioredoxin-related transmembrane protein 1
Exons: 8
Coding region: 61-882 (273 amino acids)
Source: RefSeq, a predicted model, not a curated record